GGAACCUAAAGCAGCUCUGGAUAAGGACCAAGAAGGAAAGCAGGAAAUGGGCUAGCAUCUUGGCCUUGGCCUUGGCCUUGACCUGAGAUCACCAAUCUAGUUAACAGAGUCAUGGGACCCAAGGUAUCAGCUUCCUGCAGAAGGUCCAGAAGAGUAGGAGAUGUCAUGUGCUAGUAAAAACUAAUCGAUGUUGUGAGGACAAGGUAAGCGUCUGCUGGGGAAAGGUGUGCCUCUGGGAGGGCUGAGGCUGCCCUGUACAGAACAGAGUAGGCCUAGGAGUAGAAAUUGACCUUUCAUUUGGGAAAAUUCAAGGAAGGAAAGCUGGAAUAGAAAGUCUCCUCCUAUAUUGGAAGAAACAAGGUAGAAGUGAGGCCUCCUGCCACGGGAAUCAGAGAAGCUGACACAGAAAGUGCCUACCUAACCUAGUUUCUUAGCCCUUGUAUGGUGGGAGCUGAGUGGAAGCACAGGACAGGGGAUUAACUCCAGCCUUCCAUUUCCUCAUUUCCAUUUGCUUGCUAAAUAAAUCCUUACAAUUCAGUUACCCAGUCAUUUUUAAACUUCCUCCUUCUUCCCCAAGCCAUUUGCCUUCUGUCAUUUCUGUCUUAAACUUACCUGUUGAAUGCAUUGUCUUACCUCAGUUCCCAGUACCACAAAUGGAAUAGUGGCUUUUAGUUCCUCUGGUCUGGAUUACGGUGAUAAUCACCUGCCUCGUUCUGCCCCUGCCCUCUUCACAUAACUCUGGUAAGUCUCUCUCCUGUUAAAACUAUUCAGUGGCUAUCUAUCAUAGAGACUUUGGGCUGAAAUUCGAAGACCCUCCAAGACAGUGCAGACAUACCCCCACCAUCCUGAAGCUAUUUUAAAGCACUUACCUGUAGUUCCAACCCCCCCCACACACACACUGUGCACUCCUAUCCCUCUGUGCCUUUGCACAUUCUGUUCCACCUUACUGGAAUGGCCUAUGGGCUUUUCCACCGCCUUCUAGGUUCUGAUACUUCGUGGCAACCUUUAGGACCCAACCAACCCUGAACCCUUUCAAACAGCACUUUACAUAAUUAUAAUUUACUUGUUUGUCUUCCCUCAAAACCUUGUGAUCCACCCAAGGCAGGGUCUCAGUAUUUCAUCUGUGUUCCCCGGCGGCCAGCACAGAGGGCGUUCAGGUACUUAGAGCCAGCCCAACAGCUGCACGACACCUUCGGGAAACCAAGGCGGGCAGGGGCGGUUGACUGGGUCCUCAGAAGAGGGGCGUGGUUGGAGGUGGGCUUAUGGCUUCUAGUGAGGGGCGUGGUCAGAGGCGGGGCUCCGCGCUAGGCCCACCCCCUGGGGCUCUAGGGCGCCUGCGCAGAAAGCGUUAAGAUGGAGAUCGCUGGAGUUGACGACUGCAAGGCAAUGAAAUUCCAUGGAAUCAUAGUUGGUACUAUUCUGCAAUGUCUCUAGUUGAAAGCCAAAGUGAGGACAGACAAAGUGAAGAACAAGUGAGAUAUCUGCAAGCCAACGGCAGAGAACUCAACUCUAAAUUUGGAUAUCCUAACAAUACCAUCAAGACCUCAAGAUACAGUGUCCUUAACUUCUUGCCCCUGAACCUAUUUGAACAAUUCCAGAGACUUGCAAAUGCAUAUUUCCUCAUUUUGCUAUUCCUACAGUUGAUUCCCCAGAUCUCCUCCUUGGCAUGGUACACAACUGUGAUUCCCCUGAUGGUGGUGCUGUCCGUAACAGCAGUGAAGGAUGCCAUUGAUGACAUGAAAAGGCACCAAAAUGACAAUCAAGUCAACAACCGUUCUGUUCUGGUGGUGAUGAAUGGCAGGAUAAAGGAGGACAAAUGGAUGAAUAUUCAAGUGGGAGAUAUAAUAAAACUAAAAAAUAAUCAGCCUGUCACAGCAGAUAUGCUAUUACUCUCUAGCAGUGAGCCCUGCGGUCUGACAUAUAUAGAAACAGCAGAACUGGAUGGUGAAACCAACCUGAAAGUGAAGCAGGCCAUCUCAGUGACCAGUGACUUGGAAGAUAACCUGGGGCUGCUGUCUGCCUUUGAUGGAAAAGUGAGGUGUGAGUCUCCCAAUAACAAGUUGGACAAAUUCACAGGAAUACUGACUUAUAAGGGAAAAAACUACACCCUGGACCAUGACAAGCUGCUACUCCGAGGCUGCAUCAUCAGGAAUACAGAUUGGUGCUAUGGCUUGGUGAUUUAUACCGGACCAGACACCAAAUUAAUGCAGAACUGUGGAAAGUCUACCUUUAAGCGGACGCACAUGGACCGUCUCUUGAAUAUUCUUGUGCUCUGGAUUUUCCUGUUUUUAGGCAGCAUGUGUUUUAUCCUAGCAAUUGGGCAUGGCAUUUGGGAGAACAAGAAAGGCUACUACUUCCAGGAUUUUCUGCCAUGGAAAGAACAUGUGUCUUCAUCAGUUGUCUCUGCCGUCCUCAUUUUCUGGUCCUACUUCAUUAUUCUCAACACUAUGGUGCCCAUUUCCCUUUAUGUCAGUGUUGAGAUAAUAAGAUGGGGCAACAGUUACUAUAUCAAUUGGGAUCGGAAGAUGUUUUAUGCGCCAAAGAACACACCAGCGCAGGCUCGCACCACCACCCUUAAUGAGGAGCUUGGCCAAGUCAAAUACGUGUUCUCUGACAAAACAGGAACCCUGACUCAGAACAUCAUGGUUUUCAAUAAGUGUUCUAUUAAUGGGAUAUUCUAUGGUGGUGUCUAUGACAAGAAAGGACGGAGGGUAGAAGUCUCUGAGUUCUUCCUGUCUAAUUGCUUUUUCUCAUCAACUUGGCCACAGGGGCUGACAUUUUCCAAGUAUUUACAUGGCUUUAACUACCACCUACCUACUGAUGACUUCCAAAUCCAUCUAUCCAAGGAAUCCUUUGUAGCUCCCUCCCACCCAUGGUCAACACUAAAGGAAACAGAAAAGGUCGACUUCUCCUACAACAAACUGGCUGAUCCUAAGUUUUCAUUUUAUGACAAGACUUUGGUGGAAGCAGUGAAAAAGGGAGAUUGCUCAGUGCACUUAUUUUUCCUCUCACUGUCAUUGUGUCAUACUGUGAUGUCAGAAGAGAAAGUGGAAGGUAAGCUGAUAUACCAGGCUCAGUCCCCAGAUGAAGGUGCCCUCGUCACUGCUGCCAGGAACUUUGGCUUUGUGUUUCGUUCCCGCACAUCUGAGAUGAUCACGGUAGUUGAAAUGGGUGAGACCAAAGUCUACCAACUGCUAGCUAUUUUGGAUUUCAACAAUGUGCGCAAGAGGAUGUCUGUUAUUGUGAGGACACCUGAAGAUCGAGUAAUGUUAUUCUGCAAGGGCGCAGACACCAUCCUCAGUCAGCUGCUCCAUCCAUCCUGCAGAUCCCUCAGAGAUGUGACCAUGGAGCAUUUAGAUGAUUUUGCCAUUGAAGGCCUCCGGACCCUCAUGGUGGCCUACCGAGAAUUGGAUAAUGCAUUCUUCCAGGCCUGGAGCAAGAAGCACAGUGUAGCCUGCUUGUCUUUGGAAAACCGGGAAGAUAAAAUGUCAGAUGUCUAUGAAGAGAUGGAAAAAGACUUGAUGCUGUUAGGGGCCACAGCCAUAGAAGACAAGCUGCAGGAUGGUGUACCUGAGACAAUAACCACCUUGAACAAAGCCAAAAUUAAGAUGUGGGUCUUAACUGGAGAUAAGCAAGAGACUGCUGUGAACAUUGCCUAUGCCUGUAACAUAUUUGGAGAUGAAAUGGAUGGGAUGUUCAUCGUGGAAGGCAAGAAUGAUGAGACUGUUCGGCAAGAACUCAGGACAGCAAGGGACAAGAUGAAACCUGAGUCUCUACUGGAAUCGGACCCAAUAAACACUUACCUCACCACGAAGCCCCAAAUGCCCUUCAGAGUACCCGAGGAGGUGCCCAAUGGCAACUAUGGCUUGAUCAUCAAUGGCUGCAGUCUGGCUUAUGCUCUAGAAGGGAACCUGGAGUUGGAACUGCUGCGAACAGCGUGCAUGUGCAAGGGGGUGAUCUGCUGCCGGAUGACACCCCUUCAGAAGGCCCAGGUGGUAGAGCUGGUGAAGAGGUACAAGAAGGUGGUGACACUGGCCAUUGGAGAUGGGGCCAAUGACGUCAGCAUGAUCAAAGCUGCCCACAUUGGGGUUGGCAUCAGCGGCCAGGAGGGAAUGCAGGCCAUGCUCAACAGUGACUAUACCUUCUCCCAGUUCCACUGUCUUCGCCGUCUACUCUUGGUCCAUGGCCGCUGGUCCUAUAAUCGCAUGUGCAAGUUUCUCAGCUACUUCUUUUACAAAAACUUUGCCUUCACCCUGGUGCACUUCUGGUAUGCCUUCUUCAGCGGGUUCUCUGCACAGACAGUUUAUGAUACCUGGUUUAUCACUUUCUACAACCUGGUCUACACCUCCCUCCCUGUCCUGGGCUUGAGUCUGUUUGACCAGGAUGUGAAUGAAACAUGGAGUCUACGCUUCCCAGAGCUGUAUGAUCCAGGCCAGCACAACCUCUAUUUCAACAAGAAGGAAUUUGUGAAGUGUUUAGUGCAUGGGAUCUAUAGUUCCUUAGUGCUGUUCUUUAUCCCUAUGGGGACAAUUCACAACUCAGUGCGCAGUGAUGGGAAAGAGAUCUCCGACUACCAGUCCUUCUCGCUGAUAGUGCAGACCGCCUUGCUGUGUGUGGUCACAAUGCAGAUUGCCCUGGAUACAACCUACUGGACGAUGAUAAGCCACAUCUUCACCUGGGGUAGCCUGGGUUUCUACUUUUGCAUCUUAUUCUUCCUGUACAGUGAUGGCUUGUGCCUCAUGUUCCCCGAUGUCUUCCAAUUCCUAGGUGUGGCCAGGAACACUCUGAACCUGCCACAGAUGUGGCUGAUUAUUGUCCUCAUCGUGGUCCUCUGUAUUUUGCCUAUGAUUGGGUACCAAUUUCUCAAACCACUAUUCUGGCCUGUUGACGUGGACAAGAUUAUGGACAGAAUUCAUCUUUGCAUGAGACAUUCACUGUCACCCCCUACCCGGACCAAACUGAAACAUGCAAGCUCUCGACGUUCUGCCUAUGCGUUCUCCCACAAACAGGGCUUUGGGGCCCUCAUCACUUCUGGCAAAGCAAUGAAGGACAAGGUAUUCAAGAGAAACAGCUCUCCUUUUAAAAAGUAGAGGCCCUUACGGAAAUCCCAAAGGAAUCAGUCAUUGCUAUUCCUCCCUUGUAUUCACACAACUUAAUAAGGAUGGAUUAGAGCCCAGGGGAAACUAGCAUAAACCUGCCCUUCCGCACUCACUCCAGGGGCUCAGCCUCUUCAUUCCCCAGAAGGCUGUGCCCAGGUAAGGCAAGGAAAGGUAAAGAAAGAGCCUCAAGAUAUCUGUCAGAGUUGCAGCGUUUCAAGAAAAAGUGACGUCAGGUCUCCCUUCCACCAACCUUCCAAGUUUUAAUCCAGACAAGCAAAGAUGGAAGUGGUGAGUGAAGAGGGGCGAUGUGGGAAAGAGAGAAAAAAAAAAAUACAACCUAAGAAUCUUACUUUGGGCCCUGUUUCCCAUACCCAGAGCAACUAUAAACCUUGCCAGGGCCCCACACAAACAUAUCCCACCCAGAUACCCUUCUCAGGUUUAUCUGGGGGAUUCAGAGUAAGUCUUUUGCUGGCCCUGGGUCUCAAAAGGAGGAGGCAGCUGUGAAAAGUUGGUCAUAAAAAGCUGAAGGAGAGCUUCUGAACAAAACAAACAAACAAACAAACAAACCACUUGUUCCUGCCUUAAUAAGACAGCUCAAGAUUUUGCCUUCUUCCCCUCUCUUUGACCCCUUUGACCCAAGAACUGACACCUUUUCAGGCUUCAGAACUGGGAGAGGGAGCCUGCGGAGGAUGUUUAAAAAUCCUUUCUUGAGGGGGUAUAAGCCACAAUUGAUGAAUAUUUGUCUUCAUUCCAUAAAAUUACUUUGAGAAGAAAUUGUAUGUA
Molecule: messenger RNA, 5882 nt
Organism: Ailuropoda melanoleuca (giant panda)
Lineage: Eukaryota; Metazoa; Chordata; Mammalia; Carnivora; Ursidae
Product: phospholipid-transporting ATPase FetA
Exons: 29
Coding region: 1425-5090 (1221 amino acids)
Biological process (GO): Golgi organization; phospholipid translocation
Cellular component (GO): plasma membrane; trans-Golgi network
Molecular function (GO): ATPase-coupled intramembrane lipid carrier activity; magnesium ion binding; ATP binding
Source: RefSeq, a predicted model, not a curated record